Molecule: messenger RNA, 5698 nt
Organism: Macrosteles quadrilineatus (aster leafhopper)
Lineage: Eukaryota; Metazoa; Arthropoda; Insecta; Hemiptera; Cicadellidae
Product: zinc finger MYM-type protein 4-like
Exons: 22
Coding region: 311-5356 (1681 amino acids)
Molecular function (GO): zinc ion binding
Source: RefSeq, a predicted model, not a curated record
GCGGUGGCAAUGGCAAUAGUUUUCUGCAAAGAUUGUGGUUAUAUUAUUAGGUCCGCUUCAUCUUACUUGGUUUAAUAUUAAUGCAGUGAACUUCUAUAACCUUAAUUUCGUUUGCUUAUCCGUGUAUUUUGUGCUCCAAAUUAUAGCCUAUAACUUAUAGAAUCCCCAAAUGUUAAUGCUAGUAGGCUAAGGUAUACAUGGAUCUUACUUGAAAAACAAAACUUCUAACAAGGAUCAGUUAUGAAUUCACUCACGCUCACCUGCAGUAAUCAGUAAAAUUUCAAGACAAAGAAAUAAUAAUUAUAUAAAAAUGGACUCAGCUGUUGUUGAAGAUAAGUCACCAAAAGUCUAUAAAUCAGAAACUGAAAAUAACAGUAAUAAUGAAGCUGUUGCAAGCAGUAAUGAAAAUUCAGCUAGUGUUGAGGACGAAGCAGUUGUUAAUGAAAAAUCACCUAUAGUUGAUAAACCAGAAAUUGAAAAUAACAGUAAUGAAGAAGCUGUUGCAAGCAGUAAUGAAAAUUCAGCUAGUGUUGAGGACAAAGCAGUUGUUAAUGAAAAGUCACCUAUAGAUGAUAAACCAGAAAUUGAAAAUAACAGUAAUGAUGAAGCUGUUGCAAGCAGUAAUGAAAAUUCAGCUAGUGUUGAGGACGAAGCAGUUUUUGAAGAAAAGUCACCAAAAGUCGAUAAACCACAAACUGAAAAUAACAGUAAUGAUGAAGUUGUUGCAAGCAGUAAUGAUAAUUUAACUAGUGUUGAAGAUGUAGAAUUGAAUGAAGCAGAGUCGAACAAGAAUUUUGAAGGUGAUGUUGACGAAGACGAGCUUUUGAAAGAUACUGAAGAAAAUGAAAGUAGCAGCACUGUAACUGAUGCUAGUAAACCUGUCAACCCUACAUGUAAUGUGGACUCAACGGACGAUAACUACAAAAAGGCAACUGAACAUGAGAAUCUUUCAAAUACGGAAAGUUCAAAUGUAACAACGGACCAAGUACCCGAUAGUAGCAAUGAAAACUUGGGAAAUGCAGAAAUACAAGAUGCAGUCAGUUGUGAUGAAAAAGAAAGAAGUGAAGCAAAUGGUUGUACUAGCAAAAAUGAAGAAAAAACUGUAGAUCCUAUUGAAUUAACAGAUUCAAAUUUUAAAGAAGGGGAAACAUCUGAAGCCGAUACUGAUGUGACUUCUAGUAAUAUUGAAGAAGUUGAAAAAGAAAAAAAUGACAAAGCCAAAGAAAACUCCAUUUCCACUUCUGAUGAAAUUGAAACCACAAAUAAAAGCGUAGAGCAUGAAAAUUUGACCAUGGAUGCUGAAUCAAAAGAGGCUACAAACACUUGUCAUAUUAGUGAUAAUGUGAAUAAAAAUGAUAGUUUAGAUGGGACCAAAUUUUUACAUGUAGAGCAAGAGAAUUCUCGACCAGAAGAUUCAUUUGAGGAACCUGCAGGAGAAGAUCCGUUUGCUCAAACAUCAGAUGUAGCUAUGGAUACAUCGGAAACUAAUGAGAAAGAGGAUAAAUCAGAAAAAUCAGAUGCACCAGCAGAUGCAAAUGAAGCUGAUGUUAAAGAAACCCAACCGGAAGUAACCAUGGAGCUUUCAGAGAGUGUUGAAAAUAAAGAGGAAAAUGAUCAAUCAAAACCAGUCGAUGAGCCAAUGGAUGUUGACGAGAUAAUUUUGGAUUCCGAGGAAAAAAAUGAAACCGCUAGUGGGAAAACUACUGAUGAUGCUGAAAACAAGACUGCAGUAAGUGAAACUGGCUUAAGUGUACAAAAUACUGCUAAUGCCAAAGGCCUAAAAACCACUCCACCUACCGAACCUGAAUCGGGAAAUCAAAAUGAUAAAAGUGAAAGUGGCGGAAAUGGUAAUACAGAAGAAGAUGUUGUUAUGAUAGAAGAUGAUAGAGACAUUACAGAGUUAAGAGAUGUUACAAAGGUAGCAGAAACUACUACAAACGAUGUGAUGAACAAAGUACAUCCCCAUCCAACCAAAGCUGCCAAACCAUCUGGAUCUAGACACAGGAAAAAAAGUUCCUCAGAUAGUGAUAGUGAUAGUGAUAUUGACUUUCAAGAGUUGAAGUCUAAGGAAAAAGCUGUAAAACGAACCCCUAAAAGAAAUGCAGCGAAAAUUGCGGAAUCUCAAAUAAAGGUAUUGUCGCAGCUUGAUAAAGAGACAAAUGAAGACUCUAGUAGGCCUAUUAGUGUUGUUAAUUUCAACAAGUCGGAUCGUCCGUCUUCUGCUAGUCAGUCUACAGAAGGAACUCCCAACGAUGGUCCUAAAUCAUGUUUUACUUGUAAAAAGGUCGUGGAGAACCCAGUCGGCAUACCCUCAUUUGGUGAUAAGAAGAAGUACUUUUGUAACAACGAUUGUGUGGUUACUUUCCGUGAUGGACCUUCCAAGACAGCAGAUUGCGGAGAGAUCAUGCCUGUGUCAACUGUCAUGUCACAACUCAAAUCAGCUGACAUCCAGCCCAUGGACAGGACUGGGUUUGUACGCAAGUGCGCCAAGUGUACCAACGUUGUUAACGGAGACGAUGAAAGAACCCUUUCCUGGGAGACUAUGGAUUUCUGCAGUGAGGAGUGUUUAGGCAAGUAUCAAACUGAACUGGGCUCACAUUGUGCCAACUGUAAGGGGAACGUGCAACAGUCGAGUUUGGGAAAGUAUUGUGUGAGGUUCGGCUAUGAAGUGAAGCAGUUCUGUUGUUCCACUUGUCUGGAAGAGUUCAAGAAGGGUUUGAAGGUCUGCAGUUUCUGUCAGAAGGACAUCUCCAGCGGGGCCGAGGGGUUCCUGGCCCCCGUCGGAGACAAGGGCACGUUCAAGGACUUCUGCACGCCAGCCUGUAUGGAGAAGUAUGAGCAGAUGAGUAGCAACCAGAAUCCUCCUCCGCAGAUGUGUCCGUGUGCCGUCUGCAACGUGGAGAAACUGGUGGAGAUCGAAGUCUGCUACGACAACAAGGUCAACAAACUGUGCAGUGACAUCUGCUUUACUGCUUACAAGUUCGCCAACCAACUGUCUGUCGAUAGGUGUGAUAUGUGCAAGAAGUACUUUGACAAGGAAGCUGUGGGAGAGAAGUUCAACAUAUUUUAUGAAGGCGUUGCACACAACUUCUGCUGCAAGACGUGCAUGAACGUUUACAUACUAGCUAAACGAAAGAUCGUUCCUUGUAACUGGUGUAAGGUUAAGAAGUACAAUUUUGACAUGAUCAAGAGGGUGCAGAGCAACGGACAGGUGCUCAUGAUGUGUUCACUCAACUGUCUGACGUUGUAUCAGGUGUCGAUCAACGCUGUGUCAUCCAAGAGGAUCAAGUGUGACAUGUGCAACUCCGUAGCACAGGCUCAGUAUCAUCUCACCAUGAGCGACGCCACUAUUAGAAACUUCUGCACUUACCCUUGCGUCAUGAACUUCCAACAACAGUACAGCAAGACUCCUAUCACACUGCAGGGCAACGAAGGCGCUCCCAUACCUACUGGUGCUCCCAAAAGGGUCAUACCGAAAAGUGACUCAGGUGUGACCAGUCCAGUGAUCUCGUCUGUAACUUCGCUCGCUAACGGCCAACCAAUAUCAGCAUCCUCUUCAGCGAAAGCUAGUGGUAAGCUGAACCUGGUGGCCAGACUAUGUGAGCCACCCACGGUCCGUAACAAGUUCACACAGACACAACCCGUUGUCUGCACCAAGAGUGUCUCUUGUCGUCCACACGCUAACUCAGUCCACGUCCAGACUGACGACUAUAUUGGUAAAGCAGUCAUUCCAAUUCCAGUUCCUAUUUUUAUUCCGUGCCCAAUGGCCAUGUACAGCAUGCCUUUCCCAGUUCCAACACCCUUCCCCAUACCAAUCCCUGUUCCAGUGUUCCUUCCGACAACCAGGAACUCCAUCAAAGGAAUUAUGAAGGAAUUGAAGCGGAUACAAGAGAAAGUUCCUGACGAUCCGUUUGAGGCGGAACUGCUGAUGAUGGCAGAGAUGGUCGCGGAAGACAAGUCGCAGAAGGCCAGUUCGGACAGUGAGCCUGAGGCAGACAAUGACGCUGAUAAUGACGCACCUCCUUCUCCGUCUCACAGUGAUGCAGACGACGGUGCUGAAGCAGAGGUUGACGAGGAGAGUACGGGGAACACAGGAGUAGCGGAAGUAGAGGAGAAGGUGUUUACCCCUGAGCCAGAACCGGUGGAGAACAGUAACGCGUUUGGUGAAGACAUUGUACAGUUGGCGCUGAAGAUGGCGACAGAACUGACAACUCCGGCGAGUGGCGAAGACCUUGAGACACAGCUGCCUUCCAGCAACAUUCAACAGGAGAGUGAGGGUAACUCGAGUGAUACGCCCAAGAGGGAGACCAGGAGUAGGAAAAGAGCAGCUCCUGCUACGAGGUCCAAGAGAAACGACAGUUCCGAGCCAAAGAGGAAGAAGUCUCAACACAACUCGGAGACUUCAUCACAACCUUCUCCUACGGUCGGGGAAACUAAACCUGACGUCAACAUGAAGCUGAAGUACACGUUCGGUGUAAAUGCAUGGAAGACUUGGGUUACCCAGAAAAACGCUGAAAUUGAGAGGCUGAACGAGACUGCAAGUAAGAAACUGAAACCCUUCAAAACAGACAUGCUUCAGCUGACAUUGGACGAGCUCAAUUUUACUCUCUGUUUAUUCGUCAAAGAGGUGAAGAAACCCAACGGAACAUCUUACGCCCCGGACACUAUCUACUACCUGUGUCUAGGCAUACAACAGUUUUUGUUUGAGAGCGGCCGCAUCGACAAUAUCUUUACCGACCCGUACUUUGAAACUUUCACAGAUGCUUUGGAUGAGGUUGCCAAAAAGUUUUCUGAGCUGUUUAGUGAUCACCACUACAUUGUUACCAGAGUAGAAGAGGAACAUCUGUGGGAGAGCAAACAGUUAGGAGCUCACUCUCCACACGUACUGCUCAGUACACUCAUGUUCUUCAACACCAAGCACUUCAACCUCACUAGCGUAGAUGAGCACCUGCUGUUGUCGUUCUCCCACAUCAUGAAGCACUGGAAGAGGAACCAGAACCAGUCAGGAGCACCAGGUGGUAGACCGCCAGGCUCUCGCAAUGUACUGCUCAGGUUCUACCCUCCCCAGGCACUCAUUGACGAUCCAAAACUGAGAAAGAAGAAGGUUUAUGAACAGCAAGAGGAUGAAGAAAACCCUCUCAGAUGUCCUGUAAAACUUUACGAGUUUUACUUGUCUAAAUGUCCUGAAAGUGUGAAGAAUCGUAACGAUGUGUUCUACCUACAGCCCGAGCGUUCUUGUGUUCCGGACAGUCCAGUUUGGUACUCCACUAUGGCUCUACAGCGAGAGCCGUUGGAGAAGAUGCUCAACAGAGUCAAGAUGGUCAAAGAAAUCAACAUCGCCCUAUUAGUGCCGUGAACUCGUAUAAGUCUCAUAGACUAAGGUUUUAUCUCAACUGUAAACAUAGUUGCGGCAUUCACGUACAGUAUUUGGCAAAACUAUGUGCGACAAACUAAAAACUAUUAGCACAUCACUGUGUAUAUAAUUGUAAAGUUUGACCACACCUCCUUGAGCUACACAGUAAUGUAGCAGUUACUUGUGAUCGAUUCAUUGUAUCUAUAAAGUAAUUGUAUUUUUUGUAGUGUGAUAGUUGCAGGAGGGUUGUCGUAAUUCUGUAAUGAUUCCAUUGUAAAUUGAAGCAUCUUUAAGUUCUUAAUAUUUUAAAAUGUUAUUAUUUGUCAUUAACACAUUUUGUACGUA